Molecule: messenger RNA, 1783 nt
Organism: Lotus japonicus
Lineage: Eukaryota; Viridiplantae; Streptophyta; Magnoliopsida; Fabales; Fabaceae
Exons: 10
Coding region: 200-970 (256 amino acids)
Source: RefSeq, a predicted model, not a curated record
UGCAUAACCUCCUUCAACAUAAACUUCAGUUAGGGAUAUGUUCCACGGUUCCAGUGAAGGGUUUGUGUUUUGAAUUGAUUCUUCCGCUUCUUCUAAAGCCCCCUGCAAUCUGCAAUCAAGGAUGUCGAGGCUCUUUGCUUUUCUAUAAGUUUCGCUGGGACUCUCGGUUACUUGAGAAGUCAAUUUCUGAAAUGGGUCUAUGGAGUGGACGCGAUGGAGAGCGAACGAUUGGGAGCAACAACGGAGAAGGGAAGCCAGACACCUAGAAACUUUGAAGAGUUUUGAGGCUCAACAGAACGCUUCUUCUUCUCAGUGUGGGUUGCGGCUUGAAAUCUACCUCUCUCUUGCUCAAGUUGAUGAAAAUACAACACCGUUGCACAAGGAUCCGUUGCGAAUCCCCUUGAAUUACAAUGAUGAAGCUUUGAAAUAUACGGAGUUCCGCCAGGGAUCAAAGCCCAUGAGGUCUCCACUGGCAUCUUUGGAUUCAGUGCAAAAUAUCAUUGCAGGAGGUUCAUCUACUCAACAAAGUUCUUUAUCAAACAUUCAGACAAAGACAACUUAUCAAAAAAUAAGAAAAAGAAAAGGCCCUAUUGGACAAAGAAAUAAUGUUUUUGCGACCUAUAAGGCCCAAGUUGCGUCUUAUGCAAGAUUGAGAAGGAAAGCUAUCAUGAAGAACAAAUCUAAAAUGAAUAAUCACGCACAAGAUGCAUUUCCGAGCUUUUCCCAAAUCGAAUAUAUGUAUGCUAGCCCAACUCAAAAUACACCGUGGAGUGUAUUAACCUAUUGUUAUCCUUUAGGUAUGCAUACAGGCAGUAGUUCAAAUCUGUCCAAUACAGAUAACGGUUCAUCACAUGGAGUUGAGGAUCAUCUACACAACCACAACAAAGUUCCAUUUCAGAUCAAAGUACCAUACUCACAUCAUCAGUUGGAACUAGCACCUCACGUAGAUGUCAAAGGAAAAGUAUCUUGAGAAUUCCUUCUACUAUUAUUGAACAAGUUUCAAGAAGGACUUUCGGCUUAAAUUCAGAAGACAUGGAGCAAGGUGAGACGAGUACAUUACCUGAUAACCAAACUACAGAAAGGCAUUCACAAUUGUAUGCAAAGGCUGAAACGACAGGAAUGAUGAUUUAAGGAACAAAUGCAAGAAACCAAGGAUUUUGAAGAUUUUGCGUCAAAAGAGCUCAGCUUAUUCCAAAAGGUGCUCAGCUGAUUUAUGGUGGAAUGGUUCUGUCUUAAAAGAGCUGAGCUGAUUUUGAAGGUGCUCAGCUGAUUUUUAGUGGAAUGGUUCUGUCUUAAAAGAGCUGAGCUGAUUUUGAAGGUGCUCAACUGAUUUUUAGUGGAAUGAUUCUGUCCUAAAAGAGCUGAGCUGAUUUUAAGAGUGCUCGGCUGGUCUGAGGCGGUUUGGAGACAAAACCCAUAAGUGAAGGUAAACAAAUUCAGCUCAGCGCAUGGGAAAAAGAGCUGAGCGCCCUGUGUCACGAAUUUCAUAUAAAAAGGCCAAAAUCCCAUCAGAAAGAGAACUAACUGACAGAACCAGAGAAAACCCACAAAGGAAGAAAGAAAGAAAAGGGAGAUUGAGAACUUUCGCACCCUCCGUCGAGCUGGGGACACGCCGACGACGGCACGGAUCAUCUCCAUCUUCUCUAUUCUCUUGUAAGCUUUAAGCUUCCAUGAAAAUGAAUAGCUAAACCUCUUUGUAUUGGGAUUGGAUGUAGUCUUUUAUCUUGAAUGUAUCCAACUUGAAUCUCAUCUAUAAAUUUCUAUUCCUAUGUGUUGAUUUCAA